AACGUCAGCUACCUGUCCCUCGUGAAUAUAUAAUGUGGUCACGGCACGCAUCAAAUUAUUGAUACAGCAGCAUCAGCACCGGAAGAAAAGUAAACCCUAAGUAAGAUGCCGAAGAAGAUGGGGGUGAACACCAAGGCGGAGGCAGCGAGGGCGCGUAAGAGCGCGGCGGAAACGGAUCGCAAGGAGAAGGAGACUCGACAAAAGGAGGAUCAGUACUGGCAAGAGGCAGAGGGCUCUAAGUCACGAGCAGCAAAGAAGAAGGAGGACGAGGCCGAAAAGAGGGCCGAAGCAGCCGCGCGUCGGGCGGAGGCGCGUAGGUUGGCGGAGCAGGAGGAGAAGGAGCUGGAAAAGGCGAUGAAAAAGGUGGACAAGAAGGCGAACCGGGUGUCGAUACCCGUGCCGAAGGUGACAGAAGUGGAGCUGAGGCGGCGGCGGGAAGAGGAGCAGGCGGAGGCUGAGAAGAAGGCGGAGGAGGUGAAGAAGCGGCAGAGUCGCACUGCUGCAGAGGAUGAGUACGAAAGAAUGGUUCUCGUGUCCAACACUAAUCGCGACGAUUCUAUCAUCGAAGCGAGAUCUUUGGAUGAUGCCAUCGCUCAGAUGACUGUUGCCGACAACUUGCCCCCCGAUCGCCAUCCCGAGAGGCGCCUCAAGGCCUCCUUCAAGGCAUUCGAAGAAGCCGAACUCCCUAAGCUGAAAGAAGAGAAACCGGGUCUUACUCAUAAUCAGUACAAGGACUUGAUAUGGAAGCUAUGGAAGAAAUCUCCUGACAAUCCUCUUAAUCAAAUUGCAGAGUGAAUGAUCAGCUGCAGCUGGAUUGUAACCGAUGCAACACCCUCUUCGAGUGGGAAUUUUCAUGGCGUGGUGGAUCCAUUUCUAGUUGGUAAAAUUAUAAUGCCUGCUCAUCUACAUGUCCCCCCAAAUUCCCAAUUAGGCUAUAGGAAUAGUGUACCUUUCUUCCCUCUGUCUCUCUUAAACUUACAUGUUAUCACAGGCUUCAUUUCCUUUCUUGUUUUGAUCCCGCUGCAUGCAGAGUAUCAAAUAGUUCACCUUCUGGACAUGCACAGACAUUCUUGCCAUCAACUUUGAAUCGGACUGCUCUGCUCGGGAUAAGGGGUUUCUAAACUACAUUGUAUUUAAAUUCAACAAAUUAUGGUAUAUCUCCCUUUAGUGUACGUUCACCUACACACAGUUUCUAAUUUCUCUCACGUGCGAUUUUAAUCUCACAUAAUUUUCUCAGAA
Messenger RNA from Vigna umbellata (rice bean), 1239 nucleotides. Its product is annotated as coiled-coil protein. NCBI's taxonomy places the organism in Eukaryota, Viridiplantae, Streptophyta, Magnoliopsida, Fabales, Fabaceae. The record is from RefSeq and is a predicted model, not a curated record. Gene Ontology annotation, molecular function: transcription coactivator activity. Gene Ontology annotation, biological process: transcription by RNA polymerase II. Gene Ontology annotation, cellular component: nucleus.